Corythoichthys intestinalis (scribbled pipefish) is the source of this 5617-nucleotide messenger RNA. Gene Ontology annotation, molecular function: protein histidine phosphatase activity. The record is from RefSeq and is a predicted model, not a curated record. The transcript is spliced from 3 exons. Gene Ontology annotation, cellular component: cytosol. Lineage: Eukaryota; Metazoa; Chordata; Actinopteri; Syngnathiformes; Syngnathidae. Gene Ontology annotation, biological process: peptidyl-histidine dephosphorylation. Bases 70 to 429 code for a protein of 119 amino acids.
UGUCCAUAUAAGGCUUCUGUAUUUCCCUGAGCUUUGACAGUUAAAACGUCAUCAAAACAGACAAUAAGCAUGUCGGACUCCCUGGCCGCAGUCGCCGAUGUAGAGAUUGAUCCGGAAGGAACCUUCAAGUAUAUUUUGGUCCGAGUGAACGUGAAAGGCGGCGACGUUUGCAAAGACAUUGUCCGCGGUACAAAAAGUGCCGAGUAUCACAAUCAUAUUUUUGAGAAGGUCAAGCCAGCUGUGGAGGCCUUGGGGAUGGAGUGUCAAUGCCUCGGUGGAGGGAAGAUCGAGUACAAAAGUCAAGAGAAAAAAAUAAGGGUGUUCGGAGAGUCCACUGGUUUCGGCAAAGCAGAUCAUUCUGUGUCAGCAGAGAAAUUGAAGAGCGUCUUCAGCGACUACGAGAUCACCUGGAGUGAUGACAAAAAAUAAGAUAAUUUCUUUACAUUUGCACUAAUUAGAACACCGGAGUCAAAUUCUAUUCGUCUGUGUGCUUCAUUCCUUGUAAUGGAAAAAAUUCACCAAACUGCAUGUGUUAUUGUUUUUCAAAGAUUAGGAGGAUGAUUAAACCUUUAUCAGGUUUAGAAUGACUCGCUCAUACUUUUGCUUUUAGGAUAGGAGGAAGUGAGACAUUUUGGAAUCAGUCAUACUUUGAUUCAGAGGAAGGGUUUCAUUUUUCUUCCCAGUCCUCAAAAGGAAAGAGAAGCUUUCACUUGUUAUUGUGAUUAAAUGUUGACAUUUCAGAGCUGUACGAGAUUGAAUUGUUGUUUAUAAUCUUGCUUGGCGGCUGACUAAAUAGAAGCCAGGAAAGUGAAACUACAACUCUCUUUGAGCUGACUCCGUAUUGAACAAAUAUUGACAGUCUGGAAAUAGCUCUUUAAAUUUAUCUCAAGCCCCCCACCCACCCAAAUCACAGGGGCAAGGAGAGCAUUUAACCGUAAAUGAAAUAAACUUAAAAUAACUAUCCUACCGUGCAUAUAAUUAAAUAGAUGGAUGAAUGUAAUAUACAAACCCACUUUUCUUUACGGUCAUUUGUUUGAGCCUUAAAAAAAAUGAUUUCUUCGGCAUUACAAUAUUGUGGCCAGUGAGUGUAAUGCCCUUAAAGUGCAGCAGUAAUCAUGUUUAUUUCAUAUUUCACGCGGUAUUUUAUGCUCCUGAAUAAAAUGUUUUAGCAUCUAUUUGAGACGUGCUAAUGUUAGCCUCGCCAUGUUAGCAUUUCAUUGAGCAUAUAUUUUGUGUUUCUUUUUUAUAGUUUCACUCCGAUUCAUUGUUGUCAGUGUGACUUUUUGGUCUGAAAGAGGUCAAUAAAAGGAGCUUGGACGCUCACUUCCUGGCUCUUGAAAAGGAGUUUGGCUUGCUGUUUAUCUAUGUUAACACUUGGAAGCCUAACACAUAAAGAGAACAGUACACGGACUGCUUGGAUGUGUGUGGAAGCAAUCGAUAUAUAUAUGUUUUUGUUUUUUUUUUAUCCCGCGCCAUAAAAAACAAGUGACUUCCUGGAUUGACAAAGAAUGCGAAUGUGACGUCAGCAGGCUAAUCAUCUUCAGUAUACAGCCAAUACUGUAGUUUGCAGAACGACUGAGGAUUCAGCUGAUUUUGCGGAUUAUUUCAUUUAUUUUUCGAAUCAUCCCAGCCUAAUGUGCUGCAGGCUUUUGUUCCUGCACAACUGAGAGGGGUGUGAGCCUUUUUGGGUUUCAAAACGUUCCUGUUCACCGGGGAUAAUGGCCAAAGCAAGUCCGACAACUGUGGGACCAAUGGACCGACGAGGAAGUGAGUAAGCUUCGUGUUUUAUAUUAUGUCAAAUACUGGAGUCAUGGCACACGUUUUAAUACAGAGGUGACUUACAUUUUGUGGGUGACAAUGCUGCUUGUCCACUGAGAAGGCCACCCGGCCGACGACCAGCGGCUUGUCACACACCAUGGUCACUUCCACCCCCCGGUCCUAUUUGCGGGCCCGCCGAGAAUACGCUUUCCUUGGCUUGGCCGCAAGCAGCCCCCCGCUCCAAAGUCAGCCGGUUUGUCCGGCGGUCAUUUCCCACCUGUGUCCCGGGGCAAACGAGCACUCCUGCCCACAGCAGGGGAAGGAUGAGCCAAAACUUGCUCACCGCCGGGGGCUGCCCAAUCGGUGAAGACAAUCAACCCCGCCGCCGUGUGUGACAGAGUAGGGGUAGUUUUGUGUGAUUUUUAAUUUUCAAAAGGCAAGAAUAAGACUUGGAAAAGCUCCUCGGUUCGGGUUAGCAUGUCGGGUAGCUGUCACGCCUCCUGUUUUGUUUACGCUCUUUCCACCGUCUCCGAAGCCGGGGCAGGGAAAUGACAAAAGCCGGACUAACUGCGGUGGCAUAAAAUACCAUUCGGGAGAGGAAGAAGUUGGCAGUUUUGACCAUUAUGCAGUAAUUUUGCACUGUCGUACUGAAUAAAUGCAUUUUUAAAUAUUUUAUAUUCAAUUUAGCACAAGACUGUUAUUUGUCAUGAGCAUACAAUUUAUUUAGCAAUUGGGGAAAAAUACUUCCGAUAAAAAGAAAAUCCUGUAAAGAUAUUGCUGCUCUCUGUCACAUUUUCCUCGUUCUGAAUCUUCCCCCUCAAUGGGCUGAAUUCUAAAUCAGAUGAAAUUGUGAACCUGCCGACGACGUCAUCCAGUUGGGGACGCUUGAGUGCUAUAAUGACAGGCGGGGCUCGAAAGGCAGAUUAAAAGACAAAUUUCUUGUCAUCUGCGCUUUGCCACAUUGUUGUGUAUAGUCGAAUCGUCUCAGAACAUGAUUCUAACUCACAUAAUAAUGCCUUUUAAGAUUUUUUUUAUGCUGUCACAGGCACCUUAAACUAAUGGAAUUUCUGAGUACAUAAUCACCACUACAUCCUCUUCCUGGUGUUUUCGCGUAUUGAGGUGAGAGAGUUCCAAAAGUUGUAUGUUGGCACCUAAUCACUGGAGCCAUUUUUAUCAUCACCUUCAUUGUUUUGGCAUGAAUCUUACUUGAAGAGGAAUUGGAGGGGUCCUCAGCUUGAACAGAGGACCCAACAUAGCAUACUUGCAACAUGGCCAAUUACCCUGUGACCUUGCACUGAGGAAAACAAAAGGCUGCCUUCCUUCCAAGUCGCAUCCUUAAACCGGAGCCGGUUUCCUGCGAACCGCUAAACUUUCCGUUACUCUCAAAGAGCAAGCAGGGAAAAGUCUUAUCUGUGGGACUCUGCCCUUUUCGCGGAAAUUUGCUCCAGUUUAGUGUCUGAAGGGAGGAAUGCUGUCAUACGGACAAGCCCACAACAGAAAAUUAAAGUUUUGUUCCUUCAAAUGGAAACCUUUAAGAAUGACUUAAACUUAAUUCGUGGAGUCUUAAAAAGGCUUAAAUUAUAUUCAAAUGAUUGGAUUAUUUUUUUUAAAUUUCUCCUAAUAUGUCAUAAAAGGUCUAAAAUAUUACUGUGAAAGGUCUUAAAAAUCUAUUGACUUUUAUUUACAUGCAUGAAAUUCAGUCUCGCUUUCAAAUGUUUUCAUUUUUGGGGAGGCUAUAACUUAACUACAAAGCAGAACUACCCUGUGCUGCCCGAUCAGAAUUUAUCGAACACCCUUUCUGCAUAAAAUCACCAUCAAAUGUAAUCUGAUCUUUGUCAAAAUCAAACAGAUAAAUAAACGGUGUAUGCUUUAACUAAAACCACCCAAACAUUUAUAGGUUUUCAUAUUUUAAUGAGGACAGUAUGCAAUCAAUGACAGAAGGGGGGGAAAUUAAGUAAGUGAAACAUCACAGUUAAUAUUUUGUGGCCCCGCCUUUGGCAGCAAUAACUUCAACCAGACGCUUCCUGUAGUUGCAGAUCAGUCUGGCACAUCGAUCAGGACGAAUCUUGGCCCAUUUUCUCUACAAAAUUGCUGUAGUUCAGUCAGAUUCCUGGGAUGUCUGGCAUAAAUCGCUGUCUUUAGGUCAUGCCACAGCAUCUCAAUGGGGUUCAAGUCUGGAAUUUGACUUAGCCACUCCAGAACUAGUAUUUUGAUCUUCUGAAGCAAUUCUGGAGUUGAUUUACUUGUGUGUUUUGGAUCGUCUUGUUGCAGCAUCCGACCUUUUUUUUUAGCUUCAACUGUCUGACAGAUGGCCUCAGGUUUUCCUGCAAAACAUCCUGAUAAACUGAAUUCAUUCUUCCAUUAAUGACUGCAAAAUGUCCAGGCCCUGAGUAAGCAAAACAGCCCCAAAUCAUCAUGACCCCUCGACCAUGCUUCACGGUGGGGAUGAGGUGUUGAUGUCGGUGAGCUCUUCGAUUUUUCCUCUACACAUGAUGUUGUGUGUUACACUCAAACAAUUCAACUUUGGUUUCAUCAGUCCACAAAAUAUUUUGCCAAAACUUCUGUGGAGUGUUCAAGUGCCUUUUUGCGAACAUUAAAUGAGCAACAAUGUUUGUUUGUUUUAAACAGCAGUGGCUUCUGUGGAGUCCUCCCAUGAACACCAUUCUUGGCUAUAGUUUUACCCAUAGUUGAUGUGUGCACAGAGAUAUUGGACUGUACCAGUGAUUUCUGUAAGUCUUUAGCAGACACUCUAGGGUUCUUUUUUACAUCUCUGAGUAUUCUGCACUGGACUCUUGGCGUCAUCUUUGUUGGACGGCCACUCCUUGGGAGAGAAGCAAGAGUGCCAAACUCUCUCCAUGUGUAGACAACUUCUCUGGCUGUCGAAUGAUGAACAUCCAGACUUUUAGAGAUGGUUUUGUAUCCUUUCCCAGCUUUAUACAAAUUGAAGAAUUAUAUUUCCAUUUAUUCACAAUAAUUAUAUAUGGACAUUGCAUUCUCCAACUUAAGACCGUGUAUGCCUUCGAGUAGCAGCACAUCUGGAAAACAUUAGCUAUAGGGGUUCACAAUGCACAUUCCAAGGAACUUUACCCACCACCAAGUUAGAGAGAAAAGGACUUCAACCAGAGUGAGAAAAACACUUUUGUCUUGCGUGUCGUCCGGACCAUGUCUCGUUUAUUCUGUCUGUGUGUCUUUCAGUGUAAAUUCUUUGUUCUUUUUCAUUUCCGAAUUCUAUGUCAUCAUCUCCUGUUCUUUAUAAGAAUAAAACAACCUGUAACAAGGAUAAAUCGACUAUUUUCCUUCAAAAUCAACAAUCCUUGAUCGCAGGUCUUUAGACAGCUCUUUUGACCGAGCCAUGAUGCACAUCAGACAGUGCUUCUCAUCAAGACAAUUCUUAUCAGGUGUGUGUUUUAUAGUGGGCAGGGCAGAUUUAAACCACUCAUCAGUGACUGGGCACACACUUGACUUAAAUUGUUUGGUAAAAAUUGGUUUCAAUUGCUCUUUAAAGAGCAUACGACUCGAGAAAAAAAGUCUUAAAUGGUAUUAUUAUGUGAAUUAGAAUCAUAUUUUGAGACGAUUCGACUAUAUACAACAAUUUAGCAAAGCACAGAUGACGAGAAAUUAGUCUUUUAAUCUGCCGGUUAGCCACACCUACCAUUAUAGGGCUUUAGCGUCCCCAACAGGUGGAUGACGUCAGCGGUAGACUGGGCUCAUCGGUUUUACUUUUCAGCCCAUUGAGGGGGAAUUAUUCAGAACGAGGAAAACGCGACGAAGAGAGCCGCAAAAUGUCAUUGUUUCAGUCUCUCUACUCCAAUAUUUUUACAGGAUAUUCUUUUUAUCCAAGUAUUUUUCCCCAAUAGCU